This is a messenger RNA of Meriones unguiculatus (Mongolian gerbil), 2979 nucleotides long. It is a transcript of the gene Ptcd1, whose product is annotated as pentatricopeptide repeat domain 1. Gene Ontology annotation, biological process: tRNA 3'-end processing. Gene Ontology annotation, molecular function: tRNA binding; protein binding. Gene Ontology annotation, cellular component: mitochondrial matrix. Lineage: Eukaryota; Metazoa; Chordata; Mammalia; Rodentia; Muridae. The record is from RefSeq and is a predicted model, not a curated record.
AUGGCGGCCGCCGGGGGGUCCGGCCCCCGGAUCCCGACUCUGCGCCCCCCGACACCCGCCCCGGCGCCCCCCGACUCCCCACAGCCCGGCGCCGUCGCCGCCGACUGCGCCUGCGCGGCGGAGGACGCGGGCUUCCGGUCGGGGGAGUGCGCCUGCGCGGCGGAGGACGCGGGCUUCCGGUCGGGGGACUGCGCCUGCGCGGCGGAGUACGCGGGCUUCCGGUCCGAGGAUUGCGCUUGCGCGGCGGAGAAGAGGAGCUCCAGGUUUAGGGACUGCGCCUGCUCGGCGGAGGACGCGGGCUUCCGGUCCGGGGACUGCGCCUGCGCCUGGAAUAGAGGGACUUGGUCGGUGGAGUGCGCAUGGGCGGAGAGGACUUCCGGUCUGGAGAGACUAAGGGGCUUCCGGUCCGGGGACUGCGCCUGCGCGGGAGCCAAAGGGGCUUUCGGUCGGGGGGAAGGCGCCUGCGCGGAGCAGAGGCCGCGGCGAACACCGGGAGCGGGACUGCGAGAGAGCUUCCGGUCGCGGAGUUCCGCGGCGGACUGCGCGGCGGAGGCGCGGGGCUUCCGGUCAGGAGGCCGAGGGGCAGUGCGCCUGCGCGGGGGAAUGCGCCUGCGCUGGUGCUUCCGGGCUGGAGAGUCUCGGGCGAGUGCGCCUGCGCGUGGAGGCCGACGGACUUCCGGUCGGAGGCGGCCACAAAGGAGUGCGCCUGCGCGAGGGAGCGCGCGGGCUCUUUCCGUUUCCGGUCGGUUGAGGCCGCGGGGAUUGCGCCUGCGCGCAAAGCGUCGCGGCGGAUUGCGCCUGCGCGGGCGAGGCACGGGGCUUCCGGUGUGGCAGUCCGCGGGUGACCGCGGCGCGAACGCGCCUGCGCGGAGCUCCCGCCUCGGCCGCGGCGGCGCCAGCGCGCAGGCGCGGGCGCUCCGGGCUCCUGCAGGCGCCGGGAUGCAUCUCCUGCGCCUCCGCCGCCUGCUCCCGGCCCUCCCGCGCCUCCGCCCGCUCGCCCGCCCCGGAGGCAGGGGGAUGGCGGCCGGGCCGGGCCCCCCGCGCCGCGCCCCCGCGGCCCCCGGGGGGAGGGGGCAGGAGGAGGACGGGGAGGACGGAGAGGACGAGGCCUUCGGCGCCCUCGGGGCCCGCUUCUCCGCGCGGAGGCUCUUCCGCAAGGCGACGCCCGCGCUGCACGACCUGCGCCUGCGCGAUCGGGGCCUCGGGCGGGAGGACGAGGAUGAGGACCAGGCGGGACCCGAACCCGCGGCCCCGUGGGGACGUCGCAACACGCCCUACUGGUACUUCUUGCGGUGCAAGCGCCUCAUCCAGGAGGGGAAGCUGCCCGAGGCGCUGGAGCUGUUUGAGGGGCAGAUGCUGGGGGCCGAGCGCCUGCGGCCGGAGCCCUACAACUACUCGGUGCUCAUCGGGGGCCUCGGCCGCGCCGGACAGCUGAAGAAGGCCUUCCGGCUCUUCAACGACAUGAAGAAGCGCGGGCUGGAGCCGACGGACGCCACCUACACGGGCCUCUUCAACGCCUGCGCGGAGUGUCCGCACGCGGACGCGGGGCUGCGGGCGGCCGAGGCGCUGCGGCGGCAGCUGCGGGGCCGCGGGCUUGAACCCCGGACCUUCCACGCGCUGCUCAAGGCUGCGGCGCGCACGUCAGGGCUCCCGCUCUGCCUGGACGUGCUCAAGGAGAUGGUGCAGCAGGGCCACUCGGUCACGGAGGAGACGUUCUGCCUCCUGUUCAUGGGCUGCCUGCGCGACCGGGAGGCCGGCUUCCGGCGGGCCCUGCAGCUCUGGCGCCACAUGCUGGGCCUCUGGCUGGCGCCCAGCCUCCACGGCUACAACCUGCUGCUCACGGCGGCGCGGGACUGCGGCCUGGGCGACCCCGGCGUGACCCCCGGCGUCCUCGCCCCCGACGGGACCCUAGACGGGACCCCCGACGGCGGCCGCCCGCGCCCACGCUUCCCACGCCCCGGCGGGACCCGAACCCGCGGCGCCAGGCCCUGGGGCUGGGUGGAGGCGCUGGAGAGGGAGCUGCUGGGGGACCCUCGACGUGACCCGGCCCCCGUCGGCCCCCUCGACGUGACCCCCGACGUCUCCCCCGCUCUGACCCCCGACGUGACCCCAAUUGUCCCUCUUGACGUGACCCCCGACCUCACCCCUCGCGUCCCCCCUGACGUGGCCCCCCCCGUCCCCCUUGACGUGACCCCCGACGUGACCCCCUCCAACCCUCUCGACCCCCGACGUGGCCCCCUCGCCCGCACCCCGGCCGAGCGCCUGGCGCUGCUGGGCGGCCCCGCGGGGGUGCUGGGGGCGCUGGCCCGCGGGCUGCGGCCCGACGUGCGGACGCUGACGCUGCUGGCCGAGCUGUGCGAGCCCGGGUUCGAGCCCACGCUGCUGGGCCUGCUGGACGGCGCGGACGCCGACCUCGCCUUCUUCAACGCCGUGCGGAAGCGGGGCCGCCGCGGGGACCUGGACGGCGCCAGGGCGCUGCUGCCCCUCCUGGCCCGGAAGGGCCUGACCCCGGACAUGCGCACCUUCUGCGGCCUGGCGGCCGGAUGCCGGAGGGCCCGGGACGGCCUGCAGCUGCUGGAGGACCUGCGGCGGGCCGGGGUGACCCCCAGCGUCCACGUGUACAGCGCGCUGGUGCAGGCGGCCGUGCGCAGGCUGGACUACGCCUACCUCAUCCGGGUCCUCCGCGACCUGCGGCGCGCGGGGGUCGCCGUCACCGAGGUGCUCGCUGCCAGCUGGAGCUCGGCGGCCCGCUACCCGCCCUCCUUCGACCGGUACAGGGGGAAGAACACGCACCUGGAGAAGAUCGACGGCUUCCGGGCCUACUACGGGCGGUGGCUGAGGGCGGUGCCCGCCCGGGAGACCGAGGGGCCCGGGGGGAGGGGGGCGGCGCGGCGGGGGGAGGGGGCGCCCCUAGACCGGCCCCGCGCCCGCCCCCGCGGCCAAUAAAGCCCCGCGAGAGCCCCGCGCCCGGCUCCUGUC